This is a messenger RNA of Chlorella variabilis, 4154 nucleotides long. RefSeq lists its product as hypothetical. The coding region runs from base 1 to 4077 and encodes 1358 amino acids. NCBI's taxonomy places the organism in Eukaryota, Viridiplantae, Chlorophyta, Trebouxiophyceae, Chlorellales, Chlorellaceae. The transcript is spliced from 24 exons. The record is from RefSeq and is a predicted model, not a curated record.
AUGGUGUGUGGAUGGUGGACGCGCUGUAAGGAGCGCUGCGAAGAUAGCGUGGAGGCGCGGAUGGUCCGCUGGGGGUGGUCUCUCGGCGCUCGCGACCUCUUCUGGCACUAUGUGCAGCUAGUCAGGGAGCAGAUUGCAGCCGUCAUCCCUAUCAGCCUGUUCCAGAUCCUGGUGCUGGCCAUCUUUUUCCAGGUCGCGCCCGCCGAUGCGGGGCUGCAGGUCAUGGGCCUGGUGUGCGCCAUCUGGGGCCUGGCCGCCUUCCUCGAGGGCCUGCGCGUCUGCAUCAUGCCGUUUGCCGAGGUUCUGGGGUCGGAGCUGCCAACCAAGGUGCAUUUGUCUGUGGUGCUGAUCGUCUGCUUCUUCCUGGGAGUCCUGGUCACGUAUGCCGAGCCCGCCAUCGCCUCCCUGCGCCCCCUGGCCUCCCUGGUGGAUCCCUCAGAGGCACCCUAUCUUUACUAUAUGAUGAAUCAGCAGCAGGAGAUUCUGGUGCUGUGCAUCGGACUGGGCGUGGGCGUGGCCGCCGUCAUCGGCACCCUGCGGUUCAUCUGCGAUUGGCCCCUCAAGCCCCUCAUCUACCUGACCCUCAUACCCACAUGGGGAAACGUGAACUUGGCUCCCCUGCUGGGCAUGUCCUGGGACUGCGGGGGUGUGACCACAGGCCCCGUCACUGUGCCGAUCCUGCUGGCGCUGGGCAUCGGCGUGAUGCGCUCCCAGCGCCAGAAGCGGCUGGCCACCGCCGCCCUCGAGCAGAGCGUGGCGGCGGGCGCGGGGCAGGCGCUGGAGGGCUUUGGCAUCGUCACCCUCGCCUCCCUCUUCCCCGUGCUGUCGGUGGAAUGCCUGGGCAUCGUGAAGGAGAUGGCUGAGGAGCAUGCCGCGCAGGUCCAGGAGGAGAGCGCCAUCGACAAGUCGCCCCUCAAGGAGGUCAUCUUUGCCAUCCGCGCCAUCCUGCCCCUGGUCGUCGCCCUCUCCCUCCUCAUCCUCCUGCUCCUGCGCAAGCCGCUGCCGCAGUGCAGCUGGGCGGUGGAGCCGCGCGACCGCCGCGGCGCCGACACCGCCAGUGACGACGCCUCCUCCCGCAGCGGCGCCGAGUCGCUGGGCCGCCCCUCGGUGGGACGCCCCUCCAUGGGGCGGCAGUCCAUGGGAGCCAACAACAAGUACUCUGCCCUGUACCGCGCCUCCGUGGCGAUUGCCGCCGCCAACGACGGCAAAGACGACCUGUCGGAUGGCGACAGCGUGGGCGCCGCCACGCCGCGCGCCGCCGCCGCCGCCGACGACACUGCCCACGCCGGCCGCGGCGCCUCCGCCGCGCUCAAGGCCGCCGCUAAGGACGCCGCGGCGGCCAAGGGCCUGGAGCAGGCGGAGAGCGGCGGCCUGGCUGCCGUCGCCGAGGCGCCGGCGCCGGCCAAGAGCGGCGGCAUGCGCGGGUUCUUCGCCCGCCACGGCGCCUUCAUGUCGGCCGUCGCCGUCUGCCAGAUUGGAAUGAUUGCCUUCAACAUCGGCCUUACGUAUGGCUUCACCACGCUGGGCAACCAGACUGGCGAGACGCUGCCUGCCUCGUUCCUCAAGGUGCCCUACGACCCAGACUCUCCAUACUUCAGCUACGCGGGCGGCCUGGUGCUCACCAUCAUCGUCCUCUUCAUCCUGGGGGUGCUGGCCACCCGCGCAGAGCCCGCGCUCAACGUGCUGGGCAGGACUGUUGAGAAGCUGAGCGGCGGGACGUUCACCUCUGGCAUGCUCAUCGGCGCUGUGUGCGUCGGCGUGGGCAUCGGUCUGGUGGCAGGCUCACUCAAGAUCCUCUACGACCUCCCCCUCAUCUAUUUCCUGCUGGCCAAGUAUGCGGUGGCCGUGGUCCUCACCGUCUUUACCGAGGACUCGAUCACUGCUGUGGCCUGGGACAGCGCGGGAGUGACCACCGGCCCCGUCACCGUGCCCUUUGUGCUGGCAAUCGGCAUCGGCUUCGCCAAGGCCGUGGGCUCAGCCGAGGGCUUUGGCAUGCUCACCAUCAUGUCUGUGGCGCCCAUCAUCUCUGUGCUGGCCUUCUCCCACAUCCGCACGCCCGCCCAGCAGGCGCGCCGCAAGCUGUCCAAGGCCGCCCGCUCGGUCAACAUCACCAUGCGCCGCACGGUGACGGGCGGGCGCCGCAUGAAGUACAGCCAGUCCACAGCUGCUUUUGCCAUGGACGCCGGCAGCUCCCUGCCCGUCUCCCCAGAUAUGUCGACGGCGGCAUGGGUGUUGUUUGCGAGCAAGGCAUGCAAGUCCGCCACAAUGCGGGUGUCUAACGCCAUCAGGCGCCGCCGCGACACCAGCAUCAGCGCGCGCUCAAACUCGGUGAUGACUCUGUUGGGCACUAGGUGGCACGGCGUGUCGGACAACACGUUGAACACGUCUCGCACCCCCACCAUUGUGCCGCCCCAGUCGCCGCCAUGCUCACAGCUGCAGCGGCCAAGCCGGCAUGGGAGCGCAGAGGGCGUCGGGGCAGCGGCAGCAAGCACGUGCGGCAACCUUGUGCCGGCAGGGCACACCCAGCGGCAGGCCAGCAGGCAUUGGGCAGCACGUGCAGCUGACCUGGUGUGCCGCACCCAGGCGAGGCCCAUCGCGCCGGUCUCAGGUAUCCACAGCUUGCGCAUGCGCAGCAACACACCGUUGUAUCCGUCAGGUUGCAUGAACAGCGUGAAAUCGGCGAAGCUGCCUCGCCGCGCCAGCAUGUGGGUCAGGCACGACAUGCUGCACGUAUGGCAGCUGCUGCUGGAUGCCAUCAAGCCGGUCCUCAGCCUAUGGCCUGCCUGGACCGGCUGGGCAGCUGCUGCUACGCUGGCCCUGCUGCUGGCCCUGCUGGCCAUGGGCCACAGCGACAUGCGGUGGGCCGCCACCUACGCCCAGGUCUUCCAGCGGGCGGCCUCGCCCUCGGCGGCGGCGGUGGCGGGCUGGGACAGCGUGGGCGAGACGGAUGUUCUGUACCCGGCAGACGCAGACGCCCCAUCCCCCGCCGCCGGCAACGGCAGCAGCAGCAGCAGCAGCCUGCGCCUGGAGAUCGUGGUGGCGCACCGCACGGGCUGGUCGCUGGACACGGCGCAGGCCGACCUGGGGCGCCUGCUCAACCUGUCUGCCAUCUCCACGCUGGCGCCGUCGGUGACGCUGUAUGUCAAGGGGGACGACACUGAUGUGGCCGCCCUGAAGGAGCGCUGGGCCUUUGCGCCGCAGCUGAACGUUAUCAAGCAGGAGGAUGUGGGCGGCGCGCCGCACAGCUUCCUGACGCACAUGGUGCAGCGGUAUGAUACCCUGGCGGGCCACACGCUCUUCUUCUCCUCCGCCCACCACCUGGACGAUGCCUUCAUGCGCCUCGAGCGCCUGCUGGUGCCACAGACGGGCUACCUCGGCCUCAGCGCGCCCAGCUUCUGCAGGCAAGGCGGGGCGGGAGGUGGUGGGAGGCUGGGUGGGGCCUGCUUUGGGCUGCUGCGGGAGCAGGCAGGGCAGGCUGGCCUGGCGAGGGCGCCUCUACUGCUGAUGGCAGCUGCCUGUGUGAGGGGGUGCGGCUUCCAGGGGACGCUCAUGGGCCUGCGAGACAUGUUCCACUUCAUGAGCAAGCGGUUCUGCCACCUGCAAACCGGCGAGGCCUUCUCCCACUUUGCCCGCAACCAGUUUGUGGUGUCGCGGCGCCGCAUCCGCGCGAGGCCGCUCCGCUUCUUCGAGCAGCUGCUCCAGCUGCUGGGGCCCGACAUGCUGCCCAGGGGGGACGCCUCCUUCCUGCAAGACCCAGCCGACAUGCAGCGCUGGGCGACUGCCGCGUCGCCUGCAGACCCGUUGUUUGGCCAGGCGAGUGGUCGGGAUUUGUUGGGCGGCCGGUUUGGGAUGGGAGGAGGCCGGCUCUGGUGGGCAGCCAAGCGCCCACUGGUGAUGGAGCGGGCGUGGGGCCUGGCCUUCCACUGCUGGAAUGCGUCCGUCACCGCCGCUUGCCGCUGCUCAGUCGACAUCCCCUACCCAGUGUGCGACCCCAGCCAGUGCCAGUGCCUGGACGACCCAGCGGCGCGCCGCCUGCGGAACGGCUUCUUCCCGCUGCCCAUCAAACGCUCCAGCUGACGCCCCGCCAUUCGUGGAUUGCAAAUGUGCGCGUUGUUUUGAACUGCCAUCUGUUUACUUCUGUUUAAUUACCACCA